CGAGUACUGUAGAGAGGUGUGGAGAAAUCCUGACGUAAUUCAUUAAUCAGUAGUAGUAUCUUUAAAAGAUUAGGCCCUGGCCCCCUUGACGUUUUGGGCCCCUUAGAGUCGCCCAUGGUUGCUUUGUAUGUUUUCACAGUGGUUUCAGGGUCUGACUACAUUCCUUCACCACAGGAAGACUUUUAGCUCUAUCUGUUUAUGUGAGUUCUUGACUGGCAGCAGAAUGUAGCGUUUUUGAGGCUAGGCCCAGUGCUGCAGGUUGUCCAGUAGGGUGCCUGCCUCUGUCUGUGUGUGUGUGUGCGUGCCUGCCGUGCUACAAACACGCUGUUGAUGUCAGGAGAAGUGGAGGGGGACGGGAGCACUGGCUGAAAACUGACGGUUGAUCUCCUGCAGGGGAACAAACCAGCACAGCAGAUGAGUGUCCGGUAACGCAAGGUUUCACCGUUCACAGGCUCCGCUUUGCUUUUUUCGAAGGAGGUGGGGGUUGCUUAUUUAAUGGGACAACGAAAACGUAAAAAACGUAAGGUAGGCAACCGCUUCUCCUGUCGCCAGCGCUGCUACUUCAUUUACAUGGACUGAGAGACACACUGAAGGUUGAGAAAUGCUCGCCUGUGAGAGCCUUUACUCCUCGUCUUCGAAGGGAACGUCUAGUUUUAGACGUUAACUUGACGGGUGAAAUAAUUUUGGGUGUCUAGGUGUUAUAUUUUUAUUUCCAUAAGGCGUUAGCCGGGCUUUCACCUUCUUUACUCCAUGCCUGAGCCGAGUAAACCACAUGAGAAGUCGACGUCCGGAGUAGACUGAACCGCAAACAAAGCACCCUCCCUGGCCGUCCAACCGCCCUUUUGCGCCGCUUUUACCUGAAACCGACAAAAUCGAAAAUAAUGCGCGUGGUUCUGUUUUGGACGUGUGUGUGGUGUCUGCUUCGUCCUGGUGUCGCCGGUCAAGGGCAGACGACAGCCGUUUGUUCGCCCUCAUGCAGCUGCGAUGAAGAUGGAGGGGCAGAUUGUUCGGGCAGAGGACUGACCAGUGUCCCAACAGGACUCAGUGCUUUCACGUACUAUAUUGACCUAAGCAUGAACAACAUCACUGAGCUUCCAGCGUAUGUGUUCAAAAACUUCCCCUAUCUCGAGGAACUACGACUUGCGGGAAAUGACCUGUCAUUCAUCAACCCUGAAGCCCUGUCUGGACUGCACCAGCUCAAAGUCCUGAUGCUGCAGAAUAAUCAGCUGAAAAGUGUUCCCAGUGCAGCUCUGAAGAACCUCCAUUCUCUCCAGUCACUACGUUUGGAUGCGAACCACAUCACCUCAGUCCCAGAUGACAGCUUUGAAGGCCUUCAGCAGCUGCGUCACCUCUGGCUUGAUGAUAACAACCUGACUGAGGUCCCCAUCGGAUCUCUGAAACACCAGGCUAACCUCCAGGCUCUGACGUUGGCUCUAAACCGCAUCACGUACAUACCAGACAACGCCUUUGCAAACCUUACCAGUCUUGUUGUACUGCAUCUGCACAACAACAGGAUUAAAGCCAUAGGAGGAAACUGCUUUGCCGGACUCUCUAACCUGGAGACACUGGACCUCAACUACAACAACUUGGUAGCGUUCCCCAAAGCUAUAGAAGCUCUGCCCAAAUUGAAGGAACUUGGCUUCCACAGCAACAACAUCGCCUCCAUACCUGAUGGGGCCUUUUAUAACAACUCCCUGCUGAGAACCAUACAUCUCUAUGACAACCCUCUGUCUUUUGUCGGAGCCACGGCAUUCCAGAAUCUAUCUGACCUGCACUCCCUGAUGUUACGCGGGGCUACUAUGAUGCAGGAAUUCCCCGUCCUUACUUGGACUAAUAACCUUGAGAGCUUGACACUUUCAGGGACAAAGAUAUCAUCUGUCCCUUCUAACCUGUGUGAAAAUUUGAAAUUACUACGAACCCUGGACUUGUCCUACAAUGAGAUCAGAGCGAUUCCGUCUCUGCAGGGCUGCGUUCGACUGCAGGAGAUGAGCUUUCAGCACAACCACAUCCAAGAAAUUGACCGGGACACUUUCCAUGGUCUGUCUGCUCUGCGUUUACUGGACCUGAGUAGGAAUGAAAUUCAAUUUAUCCACCCAGAUGCCUUCAGUACUCUGAGUGCACUCACCAACCUAGAUCUCAGUAUGAACUUCCUGGCAUUGAUACCAACAACAGGAUUGAACUCUCUCAGUCAGCUGAAGCUUUCAGGAAACCCACAGAUGAAAAAUGUGCUUACUGCCAAAAACCUACCCAAACUGAGGUCCAUCUCGGUGCCUUACGCCUACCAAUGCUGUGCAUUUGUUGGUUGUGACUCACUGAUGAGUUCCUCUGAGGAUGUUGAUGCCAAGAAAUCUUCAGCAGGGCAGGAGGUGGAACGAGUCUCCAUGAUCAUGCACUGCUCUCCUUCUCCAGGUGCUUUUAAGCCUUGUGAGCACCUCCUUGGGAACUGGAUGAUUCGUCUGACAGUUUGGUUCAUCUGCCUGGUGUCACUGGUCUUCAACAGCCUGGUGCUGGUGGCCACCUUCUCACCUACACACAGACCUGCAGGUCACUGCCACUCUCUGGCCCCUUCCCUACUUCCAGCCAGGCUGCUGAUGGGGCUCUUGGCCUUGGCCAAUCUCCUUACUGGCGUAUAUGUCCUCGUGCUGACCAUGCUCGACAUCGCCACCUGGGGCUCCUUUGCGGAAUAUGGAGUUAUGUGGGAAAUGGGCCCUGGUUGUCAGAUCACUGGAGCUCUGGCUGUUUUUUCUUCAGAGUGGGCUGUCCUGUUACUGUCACUGGCAGCAGUGGAGCGCAGCAUGGCUGUCAGGACAAUUCUUGGGAAAGUGCUAAUGUCACCUCGGAGGAACGGCGGUAGCCAUCGAGAGUUCUGGAGAGGAAAUCGACGAUUUAGCCUGGCUGCAGGAAUCUUGGGGCUGCUGGCUGCUGCCGCAGCGUGUCUGCCGCUCCUGAGCACCAACGGGCAGUCAGCCUCUCCACUGUGUCUUCCCUUUGCUGGUGGAGACAGUCCAGCUCUGAGUGUCACAGUGUUCCUGGUACUGCUUAACGCGCUGGCAUAUCUGUUUACUGCAGCAGUGUACACCCAGAUGUACUGUCACCUGGGCAGGGUUGAACUCGCUGAUCCGGAGCAGACAGGUGCCCUGAGACACGUGGCCUGGCUCAUAUUCACCAACUGCAUCUUCUUCUGCCCCGUUGCUGCUUUCUCCUUUGCCCCUCUUUUAACUGGCUCUACAGCAGGUGGCCCCGAGAUCGCCAAGUCUGUUACUCUCAUUUUCUUCCCACUGCCAGCCUGCCUGAACCCAGUUCUGUACGUGUUCUUCAGUCCGGCCUUCAGGGAGGACUGGCUGAGACUACGCAGCCGCCUCUGUCUGACCGGGGAGGUUAAGGCUGGUGCCGAAUGUCACGGAGAUGAUGGCGGUGGAGGGUCAGAGCUCACAGACGGGGGCUCCUCCACCCAUCUGGGCUGUGACUGUGGGAUGUACUCUCAGCUCUGCGGCGAGACCGUAGCAUGCGAACAGUGUGAUACAGAGCUGCAUGCCAGGACCUGCUCUUCGCCAUCGUCAUCCACAAUCUGUAGACACUUGGUAAAGUCUCACAGCUGUCCCACCCUCCUUGCAGGAGCGGCCGUGUGCCAGCGUGCUGACAGCUUCUGGGCAGACAGCAGCACGCCCUCUGCUCAGUCUGAGUACGCUGAUGAGGGGGACUCCUUUGUGUCGGACAGCUCAGACCAGAUUCAGGCCUGUGGCAGAGCCUGCUUCUGUCAGACCAGAGGUCUCCCUCUAGUACACUACUCAUACAACAUACCUCGAGUUAAGGAAUAAAGACGCUUCACAUCUCCUCUGUGCAUAGAUCUCUGUCAUGUGAACAUAGAUGCUACAGGAAUAUGGAAAUAUUUUUUGUCAGACAUCAAAAUUUGCCAACGACCCUGUUAAAAAUAAUUCAGCACUUAUUUAGAAGAGAUGCAACAUUUAAAGGGUUUUUUUUAGAACCCACCACACAAAGGAAAAGUUCCCAUUGUUGUUGCAAUUUCUCUUGGACAUGAACUUUUAAGCUUCUAUUUUUUUUGUAAUUUUAAACCUUGAUUAUUUUUUAAUGUAAAUGUAGCAAAUAAUAUGAGUUAUCACACUAGACUUUUCUGUUUGAAUGUAACUUUUAGGCAUUACGGUAAUGUAAUGUGAGCAAUAACUUCUAGCCUUUUCUGUCUGUGACUGUACAGUGUGAGGAUAGUAUUUGGUCUGUUAGACACACACUUUUUGCUUUAAGACUAAGAAUGUCAUAAAAAGAUGCCAAUAUCACUGUUUUAGCUGCAGUCAUGCUCGGUGGUUUGUGGAAAAAAAAAGAUGUUAUUUAUUUGAAUGUUUGAGCAGAGAUGACAGGGUGAAUACAAGGCAGCCUUUAAAUGUUGACAUAACAAAAUAUUCAAAUAUCAUUUUCCUUUGUUUUAAGAAUAAUAACAGUUAUUUUUAUACUGCAAAAACACAGACAUGCUGAUUGAUUGAGGCUAAAGAGGGUUUUUUUACUAUGUUUUAUACUAAGCUAUGUCAAUUAAAUGCAUUGAGACAUAAAAAAGUGCAUUGGUUUUAAAAAGGUAAACGUUUGUUAUGAUCGUCCAAAAGUCCACGUUAAAACGUAAAACGUUACAUUUUUAACAAAUUCACUGCCUCUUCUGGUAAGGUUAAUUUAUCAGUAAGUGAACCUGUCAUUUAAAUGUCUUUGCUUUUCAAAAGAGCAUUAUUUCUGUUGUUAUUAAUUUUAUUGUUCUUAUUGUUGUACCAUAAAGCACAUGAACGUAGAUCCCAUCUGCCCUGAGUGUAAUACUGUGAACGACGAAGGACUGACUGAUGUGUGUUGUGCAGGAGCAGGACUGCGCGCAUUAAGGCGGAUACACCCUUGGUGCAUGUAUCCACAAGUGCAUGUCAGUUGAGUGCUCAGGAAUUUAGGCAAUGUGGGGAAAACGUUUCCUCCCUUCUACAUGUCGUUCGUUUCAUGGCCUGAUUAUGGAAUAAUCCUAAUCUGGGUUUUAAUAUUUGUAGAUCACAUUUGCCGUCUUGACUUGGUGUGAAACCCGUCGCACCAAACUGAAAUCUCCAUGGAUUGCUUCACAUGUCAUUUGAUGAAAAUGUACAAAUAUUUUUUUCUAGUGAUUUGGGUGUUGUUGUUUUUUUUUUGUAUUCGUAUGUAAAAAGAAAGAAACAAGAAUGGGAUGCUAACUAAGGAAGCUACCUCCUCUCAUGUAGUGGCUACCAGCAGUGCUUUGAUAAAGAAUAAUCUAUAUUUUUUUGUUAUUGAUGUGCAUAUUGGCUUCCUGUUGACACAUGUUGAUCGUCAUCAUUUAUUUACCUAACUUUAUGCAUAGCUAAGUUACAAAAUGUGGGAGAAAUCUAUGUACUGUAAACUGUGAUUUUUUUUUUUUAGAUUAAACUAUAAACUAUUUUCUUAUUAUUUUACAGAUAGAAACUUACAGAAUUAUACUAUGUAAAAAAAAAAAAGACUCACUAAAUUUAAAUUCAGAUUAAAACUAAUUUGUAAUUUUCCAUGUCAGGUCUCCCCACCUUUUAUUUUUUUAUUGUGUUUUAGUAGCAAAAUAAUUCUCUUUAUAUAUUGAGCAUUAAUAAAACUGGUGUUCAUGAUGGGG
Molecule: messenger RNA, 5632 nt
Organism: Cynoglossus semilaevis (tongue sole)
Lineage: Eukaryota; Metazoa; Chordata; Actinopteri; Pleuronectiformes; Cynoglossidae
Gene: lgr4
Product: leucine-rich repeat containing G protein-coupled receptor 4
Exons: 18
Coding region: 882-3818 (978 amino acids)
Biological process (GO): hormone-mediated signaling pathway; activation of adenylate cyclase activity; adenylate cyclase-activating G protein-coupled receptor signaling pathway
Cellular component (GO): plasma membrane
Molecular function (GO): G protein-coupled peptide receptor activity; protein binding
Source: RefSeq, a predicted model, not a curated record